CAAAUAAUACAGCCUAUCAAAACAUGAUAUUCAUUAAUACAGUAUAAUACAAUACAAUACUGUACAUUAUGAAACCAAUGGGUAAGGACCAUCCAAAUAUAGUGUAAUGAUCUUAAAGCUUUAUUACAUAUUUUUUUCAUUUAGGUCUAUUCAAACCCAAAAAGAUCCAAAAACCAGAAAAAUGAAACGGUAAAAAAUAACAUUGGGAAAAGGAAACAAAUCAUUUCCAUACCUACUAAGUAGUAAGUACCUAUUUGACGGAAGAAAAAAAAAAGUAGUAUUAGUAAGUACUAGCCAAGUAAUUCAAAAUUUACCUCCAAUUUAGGCCUCUGUCACUUCUUCUAAACUGCCACGUCACUUCUUUACUUUCAAAAUUGUUUUCGGUGAAAAAUAAACUAAUUAUAAUUUCCACCGAGCAGUCUACUUUUAGUUCUCUCAGCUUCUCUCAAAUGGCGAUCUCAUCUCUAAAUUCCUCCAAGAAAAGCCCUCUUUCUUCCUCAAAGAAAAAGGCACUGGAAAUCAAGAAUAAGCCGCUCAAGAAAAGAGCUUUGGGUCCUAGUAAAACAAAGGUGGAAAAUGGAGAUAAAAAGAAGGUUCAAUUACGCACCGAAAAGAAAUCACAGAAACAAAGCUACAUUGAAGCAAACUCAUCAGCCAUGGCACGAGCUGAAGAAGUUAAAGCAAAUUUGCCUACACAAUUUCCUAAUUUUAUCAAGAAUAUGAACCCUUCACAUGUCAGUGGGGGAUUUUGGUUGGGUUUGCCAAAGAGAUUUUGUGAUGACCAUUUGCCAAAACAUGACAACACUGUUAUUUUGGUGGAUGAAAAUGAAGAAGAAUCUGCUACCAAGUACCUUGCUGUUAAGAAUGGAUUGAGUGGGGGUUGGAGAGGAUUCUCCAUUGCUCACAGCCUUCUUGAAGGGGAUGUCUUAGUCUUCCAAUUGAUUCAACCCUGCAAAUUUAAGGUAUACAUAGUAAGAGAAAAUAGCUUGACGGAAAUUGAUGGUGCUAUCAGUCUCCUAUAUCUAGAUUUUCAUGCUAGACCACUCAAAUCUGAUCAAGAUGAAGUGAUGAAAAUUUGUGAAGCAAAAGAGGAGAAACACUUGGAGCCUUCUACACAAGAUAUUCAUCAAGAUGACAAACAAGAAGAAGCCAUGUUGUCACCAAACUCGGACCACGGGCCUGUAACAGAUCAAUGUGGGAAUGACAGCGAUAAUGCCUCUGAAGUUUUAGAAGGCAUUAGAUUUUCAGAAUCAAGAAUUGAAUUCAAAGAUGUGAAGGACUAUUAUGGUUUCAACAUUCUCGUCGAUGGCCUGAUCAUCGACUCUGAGGUUCCUGCACACAUUCGGACCAAAUACUAUGAUCUUUGCAGCACCCAAAAUUCAUUUCUCCAUGACCAUUUACUUGGUGGCCUAAAUGUCAAGCUAGCUGCUGGAAUGAUUACUGAAACUGUGAACAUUGCUGAUGCCAUUAGAGCUUCCAAGAUUUCGACCCCUCGUGAAUAUCUUGAUACUUGGGACAAUACAUUGAAAGGGUUCGAGUGUUUAGGCAUGGGAGUUGGAUUUUUACGUGCAAGGCUUAGUAAGCUCGUUAGCUUGUCAUGUGAAUUGAAAAACAUUCUUGCAUCAAAGAAAGUUGAGCUCGCUGAAGCAAAAGAGGAAAUGAGGAAUCUUGAAGAAAAGGUUUUGAAAGUGAAACAGGUGAUAAAGAAUCUAGAUUCUGAUAUUGAGUCUUUAACAAAGAAAGAUGCAAAUUUUGAGCUCAAUUUCAAGAAACUGGCACCUGCUCCAUGGUAAAGAUAUCUUUCUGAAAAAAUGGUCCUGAUUAAUAUUAGUGUAUAAUUAGUUUGUGAAGAAGCCCUUUUAGGUUCUUUAAAUUAAAGAUGGGUUUCUGCUAUUUUUGGCCAGGUUUAAGCGGUCCAUCGUAUCCUUUGUCUAGCGUAAUUGGUUAAAUUUUUGUAAAUUGCUGACAAGUACGAAGAUAAAUACUUAUUUUUAUUGGAUGUUUAUUAGUUUGGAGUCUGACUAGUUUGGAGUCUGACUAGUUGGAACUAGUCAAGAAGUCUUACAAGUGUAUAACAUUUCUAUUUUUCA
Lycium ferocissimum is the source of this 2090-nucleotide messenger RNA. Its product is annotated as B3 domain-containing protein Os01g0234100-like. Lineage: Eukaryota; Viridiplantae; Streptophyta; Magnoliopsida; Solanales; Solanaceae. Gene Ontology annotation, molecular function: DNA binding. The coding region runs from base 450 to 1793 and encodes 447 amino acids. The record is from RefSeq and is a predicted model, not a curated record. The transcript has 7 exons.